CUGAUCUACGACGUGGAGGGGCGGGAGUACGUAGUCCUGGACUUCUUCGGCGGCAUCGUGACCAUCAGCGUCGGCCACUGCAACGACAAGGUGGUGGCCGCCAUCCAGGAACAGACGCGCAAGGUCCAGCACACCUCGACCCUCUACCCCAACGAGCCGCACGUCCGUCUGGCCGAGAAGCUCGCGGCCAUCACCCCCGGGGCGCUGAAGCAGUCCUUCUUCACCAACAGCGGCACCGAGGCCAAUGAAACCGCGGUGCUGGUGGCGCAGCUCUACACCCGGUCCCAGGACGUCAUCGCGCUGCGCCACGGCUACAGCGGCCGUUCGCAACUGGCCAUGAGCCUCACCGGGCACUAUACGUGGCGGCUCAAUCCCACCGCGAGCCCGAACAUCCAUCACAUUCCCAAUGCCUACUGCUACCGCUGCCCGUUCGGGCUCACCUAUCCCAGUUGCGACCUCAAGUGCGCCAAGGACCUGGAAGGCGCGAUCCAGACCGCCACGUCGGGAAGGAUCGCCGCGUUCAUUGCCGAGCCGAUCCAGGGCGUGGGCGGGUUCAUCACCCCGCCCAAGGAGUACUUCCGGGAGGUCGCCGACAUCGUGCACAAGUACGGCGGCCUGUUCAUCUGUGACGAGGUCCAGACCGCAUGGGGCCGGACCGGCGGCAAGAUGUUCGGCAUCGAGCAGUGGGACGUGGAGCCGGACAUCAUGACCUUCGCCAAGGGCAUGGCCAACGGCGUGCCGUCGGAGGCACCAUCACCCGGCCGGAGAUCGCCGACAGCAUCAAGGGACUGUCCCUCUCCACCUUCGGCGGCAAUCCGGUGA
Messenger RNA from Geodia barretti, 822 nucleotides. Lineage: Eukaryota; Metazoa; Porifera; Demospongiae; Tetractinellida; Geodiidae. The record is from the annotation of a GenBank genome assembly.